AUGUUUAGGAAGGCUGGCUUCAUACAGGAGAUAGAGGAGGGCGUUCCCCGCAUACACUUCCUCGCCGACGAAGCUACAGGCGAGCGCAUUGGCAAGGCAGUAAUAUGCUUUGCUCGCAAAGAGUCACUCCCACUGGCCAUACAACUAUUUGAUGGUGUCGAAAUGGUCAAAGGCUAUCCCAUAACAUUGUCACAAGCACAAGGCGAAGAGAUUGUCACCAAGACAGACCCAGCACUUGCAGUAAAGAAGAGCAGGCGAAGUACAAGAGAGGAUAAGAAGAAAGAAGCUGAUUAUGGAUGGGGAGAGGCAGAGACUAGAGUAGUUGUGAUAAAGAACCUUUUUGAUCCAGUCGAGUCGUGGACAAACCCAAACUUCUUUGAAGAGCUCAAGGAGGAUAUCGAGGCGGGCUGCGAGCGAUGUGGAGAGAUACAGUCGAUCACGAUCUUUGAGCGAAAUCCAGAGGGCGUGGCAACAAUCAAGUUCAAGGACUUUGAGUCGGCCGAGCGAUGUGUCGCACUGAUGGAAGGUCGAUACUUUGCACAGAGACAACUACACGCCGACUACUACGAUGGCUAUUCAGACUACCAUGUCGAGGAGACUGAAGAAGAGCGAGAGAUGCGACUCAAAGUAUGGGAGAAGUACCUGGAGGACGAAGACAACAAGAAGGAUACCGAUGAUGAUAACAGCGAUGAUGAUCAGUUUGUUGAUGAUGAAGAUGUUGGUCCAUCUACUACUGUCGCUUCCAAAGAAAACGAUUGA
Molecule: messenger RNA, 759 nt
Organism: Acytostelium subglobosum LB1
Lineage: Eukaryota; Evosea; Eumycetozoa; Acytosteliales; Acytosteliaceae
Exons: 2
Coding region: 1-759 (252 amino acids)
Cellular component (GO): U2 snRNP; U2-type spliceosomal complex
Molecular function (GO): RNA binding
Source: RefSeq, a predicted model, not a curated record